Amoebophrya sp. A25 is the source of this 14725-nucleotide messenger RNA. NCBI's taxonomy places the organism in Eukaryota, Dinophyceae, Syndiniales, Amoebophryaceae. The record is from the annotation of a GenBank genome assembly.
CUUUGUGCCAACCGAUACCUUUCGCACACGGUGUCAAGGCAAUCACAUCAUCCCUGCUUAAAAUUGAAUUCAGAUAAUUAUGUGAUCUCUGAGUGAGUGACGUCUCAGGAGGGAGGCAUGAUCAUUUUUGGCUGGUCAGCAUCGUCGUCAUCGUUUUCGUUAUCGCAUCGUAACAUCACGCAUCGUUCUUUUGUUUUGCUCUUACCCUCUAUCUCCAGAACGCACUCUCACUGCUCUACCGUUUUUGUUCCCCUCCAGAUUUUCUUAUCAAGAAUUUGAAUUUAAUAUUCAAAAUAUUGAUUCUAUCAACAGUUCGAGUUAAUUUCACUUUUACAGAAGUAGUGUUGUUCGUGUAACCACUUUCACCACUUCUGAGUCAACAUUUGAUGGUUUCGCUACCCGUGGAAAGGUCUAUAGAUCUGAUGUUUCAUCUUUUGUCUCAAAAAAUUGCGAUUAUUUCACUUUCCCAGGCCGAGCAGACAUCAGCAUAGAGAAAAGCCAUUGUGUUGUGGCUUGCUAUUAUUAUCUACUUCUUUGCCAAAGCUGCAAUUGCAAAAGACGACAACCUUAGUACCAGCUUGUGACUCAAAUAUACUAACCUAAGUACUCGGAGUUUUUAGAUUGUCUUCAGUGUCGUAGCAUAAGCGUUUUUACAGGCUUCCUUUGCUUACGACUGCGUCAAGAUGCAGGGUCCCCCAUUAGGUGUGCCGGCUCGGCAAUCUCCGGCGCAGGCUUCACCUCUCAGACAGUCAUCCUCAUCUCCAAGAGGGCCGUUCUCCCCAACCGUCAUUUUGACACUCAAACCCUCUGCCUCUGUCGUCUUUGACGACACUGGACCCGCUGUAGCAGGCAGCACAGAGCUGAAAGAGAACAAGCAAGCCUUUCUUCCUACACAAGGAAUUCCCACAGAUCCUAUUCCUACUCGAGGAACCACAACUUCGACUACUACACGACCUGCUAUUUUUCCCACUUCUCAAGUAGCAGCAACUGCAACAACGUCCACUACAUGUACUAACGUAGGUAAAACUUCGAUGAGGAACGCAAAAGUGUCUACGACUAUUCCCGCUACUUCCCAAGUAGGAAACUCCAGCACUACUCAAGGCGGAGCAACGACCGCAUAUGGAACAACCAAUCUUCCACCAGAAACGGGAAACUCCACAACUACAACUAGUGAAAAAAAAUUUGUCAAGUGUAACCCGCCUCCUGACGUGCAUUUCAAAACUAAGCCGAAUGUCAAGAUUGUAUUCUGCGAGAGUCCGCAGGGAGAACAGCGAAAUAUUAGCGGCGUACUUAUGUGAAUACCUUGCUGACCCUUUUGGCUGCCGAUUUCUCGGCUGAAGAGUUCUUGAUUGAGGGUGAAUGAAGAAGAUAAUCAGGCUUAAAUUCAUAGAUACAUAUUGUUAUUUUCGUGCGACGAAGAAUCAGAAUCUUCAACAAUGCAGCAGCACUAGCUACAGUAGGUAGAAAAUGAAAAUCAACGAACUCGGAUGAACAAAUAGAGGCAUAAUAUUCUAGAGUACUAAUCAACUUUUUCAAAUAAUCACAAUAGAAAUAUAUCAGGUUUCCCAAGCAGCAGCGCCCAGCGGUGUAGUUCCAAAGAGUGCGGGCCUGCCUGCUCGUGGACCGGUACAACUUAUUCCUGUGUAUUUAUCAAAUGUUUUUUUUCUCGUAUGAUCCACCUUGAAUACAUGACUUGUCUUCAUGUCUUAUUUCUACAACAACAGGUGAAUGGUAGGUGUAUGUUGUUGACCCAAAGGUUAAUGUUUGUAUCGACCACUUAUCUGUUUUUCUGAUAUGCAUUUUCGGUUUGUUGCAGCAGACAUGAAACUUCUGAAGGUUUCUUCGAACUUUGAACGUGCGUCUGUGCGGCCAGAUGGUCUGAAGUCCGCAAAAGUUGAACAUCAAGAUAACGGUAUUGCAGCUCCUCGUAAUCUCUUAACUACUUCGGCUACUAGUUCUGCCUCUUCUGGCAGCCACUGCAGCGAUGGCGUAUCGCUUGGUGUGCCACUUCCUCCUCAGCACGAAAGGCAGUCGCGAGCAGCUCAGGAUGGUACAACUACAGAUGCUGGCAUUCGCUACCUGGGGCUCUUCGACGCCAAUUGCCGGGAAGUCUUCGAGGACGAGCGCACAGGACAGCUGUUCACACUAGCGGUACCAGGUGAAUCAGGAUCGGAACAAAGGCGUUUGCCGGUCGUGCCAGCAGCUGGAAACAGUAGAAGCUCCAAUGCCAAUGGAGCGGAUAGCCUCGUCACGCUCUUCACAGCGGCAGGACAGAGUAUCAGAUACGUGCAGGAGUCCGUUAGGCCCUCGUCAUCUUCAGCUGUUUCAUCUAAAAGAUCUGUAUGCACUAGCGCAUAUUCCCUCCCUGGCGCGACGGGAUCUUCAGCACUUCUACGAGGUGGUAGCACUUCAUCUACUGCUGGAGCAGAACCACGAAAUGCUGAAAAAUAUACAGAUUAUACUGGCGACGCUGCUCCUCGUAGAGGCAGUAGAAGCAGCGCCCGACCUCCACUGUUGGCUGAUAGCAGCACACCGACAUUCGAUGAUCUACGUCGCCACUAUAGCAGUAGUGGAUCAGUGGACCAUCGAAACAGGACUCCUUCGCCAUCAGCACUCUUGGAGAAGAAUCUCAGCGCAGGCGUCAACGGAAUCAGGGAGCUGAGUAACAGCAUGCGACGGCUUUCACAAGGACAUGCCGCCGACCCGAGUCCGAAGCGUCGCAAGACACCUUUUGGGGCCGUUGAUUUGUUCUCUCCCCCAGCCGGCGUCGACGAGCACUCGGUAUCUUCCAGAAUGACUGACCAUGGAGAGUCGGACUUCGUGACCGCAGAUGAAGAUGGCGAUCUCGCGCAUACACUGGAGGACCACUUCGCAAAAGGCGCAGGCAAAAAAGGCAAGGAGAACAGUUCUAGUAAAAGUGAUGCGAUGGCCUUGUCAUCUUCGUCUGGUAAAGGCGGCGUAUCAGCAUUGUCUAAUGGUCGUAACGCGGAACUUCUACAUGAUCGAGCAGCCGUCAACAACACUGAAGGAACAGGAAGUGAGAUGAAGCGAACUAGUAUAGGUUCUUCAGGCAAGGCGAGAGUUCGCGAUGAAGACAGAAAGUCUGCUUUCGGAGGAGGAAAAGGAAAGGAUGGUGGUAGUGCUGGUGCUCCCUCUCGUGAAGCAGACCUCCACGGCGAACCUGAAGCGGAUCCUAUGGAGAAGGACGGCUUCGCCGACUAUGAUCACCUUGUUGGAGCAGACGACCAUGACUACUUACUGGGAGAUGAGGACCACGAUUUUGACAGUGGCACAGGAAAUAAAGGGUCAUCUUCUUACGAGAAAGGUUUCGGCAAGAAGGGCAAAGGUAGUAAGGACGGUUGGCCGAGUCACGAUAAGAAUUCGAGCUACAACAAAGGUGCUGGCGCCUAUGUUCGUGGGGGCAAGGGGAGCGAGAGUCGUUCCUUCUUGUCCUCCUCAGGACUCGUACUGCGCAACAACAGCUUCAAGUCCCCUUCGUCGACUCGUCGCGGGCGUUCCAAAACCCCCAAGUUUGGGCGGGAUAUAGAUGCUGCUAUGGCACAGCGCCUAGCAUCGAGAGAAGUGGCGAAGACUCCCGCGGAGUUGGGCCAUGCAAAUUUCUCGACCUCAACGACUUCUGGAGAACGCCGCAGUGACCGCGCCAGGAUGCAACCACUAGACCAUUCGCGUAGAGGCGCGCGAAUCCUUCCACAGGCUGGUCAGGCUCAAACCACAUUUGUGGACGAGGGCUUGAUGGGCGGCUACUACGAUCCACCAGCGACGCCAAGAUACGGCAUCAGUUAAGGCUCCAUGUGAUUCAUUUUCACAGCGCAUUUUUCUCGGUUUCCUUCUCGCCGAAUUCUGAGAACAUGGACUGAAGAAAUGAGUUUCAGCUUCUCUAAUUCAGUUUUCUUGGGGUUGGAGCUACGCCAGAGCGUCCGGCGUUGCAUGACGAUCCUCUGCGUGAAAUAGAUGCUUCCACCAGUUUCCAGCGGCCUCUGGGUGGGGACGCCAAUUUCCUUGGCAGCGCGGCUUCUAGUCCGGAUGAUAUGGACGGCUUGCACAGAGGACGAGCGAAGCGAAAACGAAGACAGCGCCGUGAGUGGGAGAUUGUCGAGGAACGGAAUCGCGGUCUUCCAAGGAAGUUGUGGGGUCGCCAGGAGCACGCGCAGCCAGCACUCGUCUACCUACCAGACGCCGCGCACUCACCAGGUGUGGAACAAAGACAAUCCGACUUUGAGGAACUCCACGGCAACUUUUUCUACAAUGAGGCGGAUGAUCCUUUUGGCGACGGCGGAAAAUUAAGGGAAGCAAGAACUAAGAUGUGUUUCAUUUCUGUCACUCUCUGUAUGAGUAUGUAUCCAGUUUUCUCUGUUUUCUUGUAUGACCGCUCGGUAGAGGCAUUAUAUGCUUUGUAUUCACUCUUUCUUAUUCUUUUCUGGAGUGCUAGUUUCUGAGUUAGAAAGGUUUUCGAGCUCGUCUAAGACCAGGCGGCGACAGGCACGACCAAAACGAUGGCCUUAGGAGCUUCACAACUUCCGGACGCACGGCGUUGCCGCUCAUGGACAGGUCGCGAACACCAAACCGACCAGGUGCGGGUAUCAGAGCUAAUACUCUGAACGGAUCCUCCGGGUCUUCAUCUGCUUGCAUCACUUACACUUCGUCAUCGUCUAGCUCUACAGCUGCUGGGAAUGGUAGAAACACUGCGAUGAAACAGGCGAUGAAGACUGUUAGUGCUAUUUCUACGAAGUCCGGCGCAAAGCCGAACAACGGCGCUGUUUCGUCAUCAAUGAAGUCUGCAACUUCGUCUUGUUCAUCUUCUACGAUCAAGAAGAGUGCUCCAGCUAGCAAUCGCAAAUCGUCUUCAUCGACUUCCUCAGGGGCCACAACAUGUUCUUCCCAUUUUGGCAGUAGAGGUGCCGUCCAAGCUAGUAAAAUUCCUUCUGAACAGCAGCAAGAUAAGCAUAAGAAGGAAAGUGGUGAGCUGCAAUCAAAGAAGAAGAGUUCUAGUCAAAAGAAGUCGUCUGGUGAGAUCGACAUGGGGAACAUCGACGUCGGGAGUUUCGAUCUGAGACCCGCUAUCACGAUCGGAAAACCAUCGCCAACGGCUAAACUACCACCCCAUUUGCAAAAGUUCCUGAUUAAGAAACCGGAUGACUACGUGCCCAACGGGAGCAGCGACAGCAAUGCCGCGACGCCGGCGGCCUCCUUGGAGGCCAGUCCUGUGGCAGAAGGGCACGGAGAGGUGUCGCCGCUCUCGCCGCAAAGCCUCCAAAGAGCCAUGGAUGGACGACAUCGGAUGACAUACAUUUAAGGACUCAUCAAGACGACGACGACGACCUUUGUUUUAAGUGUCUUCGACAGAAGUGCAGGCAUCUUCUUCUUGGAACAAGGUUACUUACUAGGUCUAUUGGAAGACCGGGAAAAUUAUAAAUUCUUAUAAGUUGAUAGAUAAAAAACAUAACAAAAAAAUAAUCUAUAUUAUUAAUCUAUAUUGGCGCUAAGUCAACUAAGAACUGCACAAAAACGGUCAUUAUUGUCGCCUCCUCGUCCUGGAAGUGCUUCGCUUAGCGACUUUUGCAACUUGCUCUCUCUUGGUUUUUCUGUCUUUUGGUUUCGUUUCAUGUGAUUCCCCGCGCCCCUCCAGAGUCCACCGCACCAGCCUGCAAGUGUAUGCGGGGGGAUUCUGGAGGGGCGCGGGGAUUUGGAGGGCGCCCGAGGUUCUUGGCUCGCAAUUGGGUGAGGGUUUUCCAGAAGGGAGCGCAGUAGGCGGCGAGUGUUCUGCGGAUUCGUAUCAUGCCCGAGAAGAUUGAAUUUUGUCCGGAUUUUUGCAGUCCUUAGUUGAAUUUUCUCCAUUCUAACUCCACUUGUCUGUGGUCGAAUUUUUCGCCAUAAUCGGAAAGGUUUGAGACACUCCGCCCGAGGUUCUUCGUUCUUGGGUCUUUUCAUGUUGUUAAGUGUUGGACUUUUGACCACCCGGCGCCCCGAAGCUCUCGCGCCGGGUGGGAUUAGUUACAAAGAGAAGCGACGCGCUGCCGCCUUCAAAUGGUCAGACCACUCACGCGCGCCGCCGUUUGUGCGCAGAUUGUCGGGGGGGUUUGCUGGCGUUGUUCGCACUCUUUUGAAGUAUUUCAGCGGGGAAGUUUGCGGGGGUUUCGCCAGAAUUGAAUAAACCUCUCUAUUGUUUGCCGCUUUCCUGCUCGCUAGGCCAUUUUUGAUGAAAAAAGUGAAAAGAUGUCUUCAGAUUUUUUUCCAAAAAUGGCCUUGCGAGCAGGAAAGCGGCAAACAAUAGAGAGGUUUAUUCAAUUUCGUGGCAUUUCUCAAGAAGGGCUGGACCGGUUGCCGCUUGAGUUCCAAAGGGCUCGCGCCUCCUCUUUUUGUUAAGUUUCGAUGGUGUGGCGUGCUCGCUGUGCCUCUGGUGCUUCCGCAGAUGGCUGAUUAGAAUGGCGCUAAGUCAACUAAGAACUGCACAAAAACGGUCACUAUUGUCGCCUCCUCGUCCUGGAAGUGCUCCGCUUAGCGGCUUUUGCAACUUGCUUCCUCUUGGUUUUUCUGUCUUUUGGUUUCGUUUCAUGUGAUUCCCCGCGCCCCUCCAGAGUCCACCGCACCAGCCUGCAAAUGUAUGCUGGGGGAUUCUGGAGGGGCGCGGGGAUUUGGAGGGCGCCUGAGGUUCUUGGCUCGCAAUUGGGGGAAGGUUUUCCCGAGGGGAGCGCAGUAGGCGGCGAGUGUUCUGCGGAUUCGUAUCAUGCCCGGCAGGAUUGAAUUUUGUCCGGAUUUUUGCAGUCCUUCGUUGAAUUUUCUCCAUUAUUAAUCUCCGCCGCCAUAAAACUCCCCGCCUAACCCACCGGAGAUUAGUCGCCUCCUGCCGCGAAGCUAUUGCCCAUAGCCUCUUGCCCUUUCCCCUCACUCCUAAGCCCGAUAGUCUCCGGCCGUUUUCUUGUUGGAGUUCACGUUGCAGCCCCGUGGCAGACUACCAGAAAAGAAGCCAGGAAAAUGCCCGACGGGGGUAGGGGCGCAAGCUGGCGAGAGAAGUCCAAAGAGAAACAGCCGAAGAAAGACCUUCGACCACAGACACCUGGACCCCAGACCUCUGGACCAAUGGCGAUCUUUGGACCGAAGGCGACCUUCAGACUGAAGGCGAUCCUUGGUCCGAUCUUUGACCCAAAGAAAGGCGAUCGUUGGACCUACCAGAGACGAUCCGGGGACCAAAGGCGAUCGUUGGACCAGCGGCGAUCUCUGGACCAAAGGCGACCUUUGGACCCGAGACGACCUUUGGACCCAAGACGACCUUUGGACCCAAGGCGAUCUUUGCUAUUGCUGGACCCGGGACGACCUUUGGACCACCGGCGACCUUUGGACCACCGGCGACCUUUGGACCACAGGCAACCUUAACCUUUGGACCACAUCCACCGGCGACCUUUGGACCACACCAGACGACCGCCGGACCAAAGUAAGGGGACCUUCGGACCAAAGUGCGGCGACCUUUGGACCAAAGUAAGACGACCUUUGGACCAAAGUAAGACGACCUUUGGACCAAAGUGAGACGACCUCAGGACCAAAGUAAGGCGGCCCACCUCUGGACCAAAGUAGGGCGACCUCUGGACCAAAGUAAGGCGACCUCUGGACCAAAGUGAGGCGACCUUUGGACCAAAAUAAGGCGACCCUUGGACCAAAGUAAGACGAUCUUUGGACCGAAGGCGAUCCUUGGACCAGAGGCGAUCUUUGGACCAAAGACGACCUGUGGACCAAAGACGAUCUUUUGACCAGAGGCGUUUUUUGGACCAGACGCGACCUGUGGACCAAGGGCGACCUUUGGACCAAAGACGACCUGUGGACCACAGACGACCCUUGGACCACGGCAGACCUCUGGACCAAAGCUGACCUUUGGACCAAAGACGACCCUCAGACCAGAGGCAACCUCUGGACCACAGACGACCCGCAGACCACAGGCGACCUUUUAAGGCGACCUCUGGACCAAAGUAAGCCGACCUUUGGACCAAAGUAAGCCGACCGCUGGACCAAAGUAAGGCGACCUUUGGACCAAAGUGCGACGACCUUUGGACCAAAGUGAGACGACCUCUGGACCAAAGUAAGGCGACCUCUGGACCAAAGUAAGGCGACCUCUGGACCAAAGUAAGGCGACCUCUGGACCAAAGUGAGGCGACCUUUGGACCAAAAUAAGGCGACCCUUGGACCAAAGUAAGACGAUCUUUGGACCGAAGGCGAUCCUUGGACCAGAGGCGAUCUUUGGACCAAAGACGACCUGUGGACCAAAGACGAUCUUUGGACCAGAGGCGUUUUUUGGACCAGACGCGACCUGUGGACCAAGGGCGACCUUUGGACCAAAGACGACCUGUGGACCACAGACGACCCUUGGACCACGGCAGACCUCUGGACCAAAGCUGACCUUUGGACCAAAGACGACCCUCAGACCAGAGGCAACCUCUGGACCACAGACGACCCGCAGACCACAGGCGACCUUUUAAGGCGACCUCUGGACCAAAGUAAGCCGACCUUUGGACCAAAGUAAGCCGACCGCUGGACCAAAGUAAGGCGACCUUUGGACCAAAGUAAGACGACCUUUGGACCAAAGUGCGACGACCUUUGGACCAAAGGCGACCCUUGGACCAAAGGCGACCGUUGGACCAAAGGCGACCUUUGGACGACCAGAGACGACCGCUGGACCAAAGAUCUCCGACAAGACAAGAGACCCGCGACAGCAGACAUCUGACGAACGACCCCUGCCAGAAAAGCUGCCGCCUGACCUGUGGCGAGAAGCCCUACCUCGACGAGGAUAGCGAAGACCUUUGACGAAGGACGUCAGUCCGACGAACGCGGUCAGUCUGGCGAAAAACGUCAGUCCGACGAAGGGGCAGCAUCAACCUCACGAAGGAAAGACAUCCGCAGCCCGAAGAAAGGCCCCGCGCAGCCUGUUCCGCUUCUGACGCAAGGCAGACGCCUGGCGAAGCAGUGCGCCGGUCUGGCGAGAGGCGUCACCUGGCUGGUCAGUGCAUCAGCCUGACGAACGAACCAACGGCGCCACGCUGAAGCAAGCCAUCAACCUGACCAAAGGCGUGAGUCUUGGCCCGGCGAGGAAUGUCGGCCAAGCGAAGCGCUUCAGUCUGACGAAAGGCGUCAGCCUGACGAGAGACGUCGCCCGACCCUGACGAAGGGCCUCAGCCUGGCCCACGACGUCCGCCGAAGGGCGCCGGCCUGUCGUCCGACGAAGGCCGCCAGCCUGGCGCAGCGCGUUGGUCUGACGAACGGCAUCAGUCUGAUGGAAGGCCUCAGCCUCCAUCCUGGCGAAAGACGUCAGCCAGUCAAGAGGCUUCAGCCACAACCCGAAGCGCGACGCCCCACGCCCCCGCGAAGUGCGCCCGUCUGUUUCUGUCGAGAGACAUUUGGCGAAACAAUAACAAAGAAGCCCCGCCAGGUGUAAGCGCGUAGAGAGACCCGAGCAGCGCGGCCCUGCGUUGCUUAUGCUCUGUCUUGUUUGGCCUGCUAAAGCCGCCGCCCGUUCUUGCCUGGCGCCACCGCGAGGCGUUUGCGUGCGUUGGGGCUUGCGGAUUCUUGUGCGUGUCUGGCGGCCCUCUUCUGGUUUUUUCGUUGGACUGCCGUGGGGGUCUUGCAAAUUCUUAAGAAUUUGCAUGACCCCCCCGGCAAUCUCAUAAAAAAACCGAAGGCAGCGCAAUGCGCUGCACAUGAGUCGACGCAUCGAUCUGAGUCGGCCACCGUGCUCGGCUCUUGUCGUAGUUAAUUCGUAGGGUGCAACAGCUCACCCGCGGGCUGUCUCUACUCUAGCGGCUGUAGCCCGUGGGAGGCUGCAGAAAAGUGCUUAACUAACUUGAAGCCGGGCGAAGCUUGUGGAGGCUAGUAUAAUGACAUCAAUACGAACGUCGGCGUCGCGUUGUGAUGUGACUGGAAGAGACGUCAAGUACUCCUUCUUACGCACAAGAAUCAUGAUCUUCAACUCCAGAUGUAAGUAUGUUACGUUGGAGUGCGAUUUCUUUGAAACCUCUAAUAGAUUCACCGCGGUCGUGUGAAGUAUGACGGUUCCGCAAUGCCUCGUCCGUCACCUAUUCCCGAAUGCAGUCACGAGGAUUCGGCAUCGCGAAGCGAUCAGAGGUCGUCGGCGUCGUCCUCCUUAACAGGAGGCAAGAAGCAGCAGCCUCCUUUUAGCCGUACUUCUAGCAGUGAAAUGCCAAGAAUGGACAAUCUUGGUACCAGUGCGGAGGAAGAAGAAGACAUGGAGGAAAUGAUGGGUACGAAACGCAGCAAGACAAUAGCGUCUUCUUUUGUUACGAGUCGCGCCACUUCUUCUAAGUCUAAUGCUACGAGUCGUGUGUGGGAACGAGUGCAUCGACCUGAAAAAGCAUCUGGAAAAAUUGAAUUAAUGACGAAAAAAAUGCUACCCGAAUGCCUCAUUCUUCUAGGGAUGAUGUAUUUUCAUAUCUACUAUCUACGUACAUUCAGAUGAUGUCUUUUCAUAUGUCGGUGCACGUCCUCUUUUACCUAAGGAUGUGUUUUCACAUAUUCUCUACACGCCGUUCUACCUCUACCUCUAAUGUUAACAACGGAAGCAAAAGGACGAGUGCAAAUGCAGUUCCGAGGAAUCGUGUGAAAGAGGUGCAAGGUCGACAGGAAUAUGCAAAAGACAGGCGAGUAAAAACUGGAGACAAGAAGAGCUUGGCCAAAAUGAAUGCACAGAUCCGCGGAAACAAAGGUCGUUACGGUCCGACAAAAGUUGUGAGAAAGACGCACAAAGAUGCAAAAGCUAAAGCAUCGGGGCCAAAGAUGAAUACGGCCAUGAAUCAGGAGCUCAGCACCGGGAAACAGACAACAUCUGCGUCUUCUUCAAUGAAAACUGCAACCACUACCGCCAUGAAAACUCUGGGAACUGCAUCCUCAAAAAUGAAAACUACUAGGUCCUCUCCUGCUGGUAUGAAGAGUUCCAAUAGCACUAGUACAACUUCUGCAUCCUCUUCGAUGAAGACCGUGAGUAGAACUCUUGCUACAGCUAAAGGCGGCAAGAAAGUUAAGGCUAGGUUCAUUACGCUACUACACCUACGUGGAGAUGUGUAUCUAUUAUGCUGAGUGGAUUCCCUUGCUCAGGAGAAGCAGUAAGAAGCGGGGAUCUUUUUAUUAAGGGGAAGGUAGAAGAGAAUCAACUCAACCACAGAGACAGAAGAUAGUGAAGACGGACACUGCCUCUAAGACGAGAGCUUCAUCAAGCAAGACUGCCUCAAGCCACGUGAGUACUAGAGGGGUGGAAUUUAUCUCAACCGGUGCCGCGGAGUCCCCUGAAUCCAAGGGCAACGGGUCAGAUGAAGACGAUACCUUUGAAGUGCCAUCAUUAAGGCUACCACAUAAGUAAGUAGAAGACAGAUAUUACGCCUCAGAUGUAGAAGCUUUAGAUACAACACCAACAAGAAAAACGGCACUGAUCCCUUUUCCUGCUCUCAAAAACAGUAUCCUUGUCCUAUCAACCUGUGUAACUUUCCAUUUGGUUGAUUUUCUCAACCCUCGUUUUGUUUCUAUGAUCAGACCAGGGCCACUUCUAAUUUUGAUGUUAGUUUAGGCAUGAAAGACAUGACCAAGACCUAGUAAAUAUAAUGUUACUCUGGGUCUUAGCAUUUUAUUUUCUCUCCACUUCAUUACAGUACUUGUACUGGUAUCUAUAGGGACUAAGAUGCAUUUCCUAAGAUGGAUGAUGGCUUGCAUGGAUUGCAAUGCAUUGCAUGGAUGGCAUGGCCAGGAGGAGCGAAGGCGUGACCUUUUUAAAGGGGAAGCGCGCACUUCUCUGCUUGAACGCAGCGCCUCGCCUGACAAGGCCACAGGAGGGCCGCUGCCUUGCUUAUCUUGUUGCGCUCUGCCCGCCCGCGGAUAGGGGGGCUGUUUCUCGUAGGGGUGAGGCCGCGCGUGGGCCACUCCCUUUCGGUUCGAGCUGGCUGCAGGGAGGACCGGACGCAGAGCGCCUGACGCCUGGCCGCGUUCCGUUGGAGAUGCCAGCAAACUAGCCUAGACAUUCGCAGCUAGAUAGAAGCCGGGCCCCUAAGUAAGUGCGUGAUGGUCGAUAGGCGUAAGUGCUUAAGAUGUUAGAUUAUGAAGCCCCCCACUGCCCCCCUGGGAUGGAAUUGCCAUGCUUGCGACCAUUGUGCUUACAAUAUAUUGAUGCUUAUACUUUUUCGCUAUGGGCCCGCGUUAGAAGUAACAGGAACGCAGUGGCGUUGGGCUUUCAGUCUAGCCCUGAUUUCCGGCUGGGUUUAAGUAGGCACACGACAAGGGCGCUAGUUUCCUUGCGUACACAGGCUACGGCGCGCAUCUAUGGCCCUCUGCGUUGCCGGCGUUGGGGCGGUGGUCUUCGGGGGGUGUUCUGACUGUAGCCUGCGUAUGCUGCGCCUGGAUGCGAAUGCUUCGAAGUUGCUUGCGCCCAAGCUGUUGGAAGGUGAAACUCGACUACAGUAAGUGCGGACGAUGGCGCCCGAAGGGCGCCCCGAAAAGAAAACGACUUAGUUCUAAAUAGUGCCAUCCAUUGCCAUGCAUGCAAUCCAUACCAUGCAUUUUAGAAAUCUGGAAAGAGCGAAGUUCUCUACUAUAAUAGUAAGGGCGAUAUCGAAGAGAGAAGUAUUCCAGAAGUGCUGUCCUAAGUGAUACAUAGGUGGCACUAGCUCUAACAUCACCUCCCAGUGACUUUAAAAGAGUGUGGGGUCAGGGAAAGAAAGCGCAGCAGGAUAGUAGCAAAAAGAACAAACAGCCGAAGGAUUUCUCUGGUGGUGGCGGUGGAACUACUACAGGAGGUACUUCAUUAUUUUGCUGAAACUGUUUGCGUGGCCUCUCACUAGUGGGCCUCUCGCUAGAAGUACGUAAUAGAUAAACAUAAAGUUAGAUAUUGAUAAGGAGACUUUUUAGUGUUUAUUUGAAGAAAAGGGGAGAGGUGAUCAACAUUUAAGAUUAAGAUUUUUUUUUCAUAUUUAUGUAUGUUCUAAAAGUAAAGACCCAGAUCGAGCACUAGACCUGAAAACUUCAACUUUCUUUUCUAGGCUUGAAGACAACUUGAUGCACUUGAAGAUACUAACUUAAGCUGAGAGGUGUUUUCGGUUUCUAUUUUUGGUUUCCAAAAUUCCGCUGGUCUCAGGGCACAGGAAAAUCGGAAAGAAGUAGGCGAUCGGGUAGUGCACCACGAUCGGGAAGUACACAAGAAGGACCUCCGGUCGAAUGGUUUGUACUUUGAAGAUCCCAAGUCUGUCAAGAUGAAUACUGCCGAACUAUUAAGGCUACGACUGCUAGACUAAAGCAGAUCUAUGUAUCCUUACUGACACUGCAAGAAUUGCCUUGUUAAUGUCAUGGCAAUUAAUUAAUCGAUCAGAUAUAGAUCCAUAACCAUAAGAUAUAAUAGACCCCGACAGUUCUUGUCCUGUUACGCUAAAACGAGCUUUUUACCCGCUGAUGGGAUAGCAAUCUUCUUCCUCCCACCAACAGACUAAAGCCUAUCCCCCGUAUAUCAUGGCCCUGGCUUCGCCUUGUUUUGCAAAUAAAGGAUAGGAGUGGGAGUGCAUGAGCAUGACUCUCAACGAGGAAGAUGCGAAAGUCGUUUAGUCGCGCGCGCUUCCAAAGGUAGAACAUAGCGACUAGAUACAGCUCUAACACUAGUACGCGAACAAGCGAAGAAUCGUAAGAAACAGGACAAGGCAACAGGUUUGACCGAACUGAAGCCAGGGGAGCGGCGUCGUUUCGGUAUACGUAAGAUUAUGGCCGGUCGUCUGGAACCACCUAUAUUGUAGUCAGGUCACCCCGAACCACGUAGGGAUAUUGUAGCAUGGUAGUGGGGAGAAGUUUCCUACAUUUGUCUCUUCAAGAAAGUAUCCGGUUCACUUUCCCUUGUCGUACUCUUUUCUUGACGACAUAUCUUUAUUUUUCCUCUUUGUGUAGACGAGUGAGUGGUCGCCUAGAAGUAUUUGAGCAGGGGAAACAUACAAGGGAGUAAUCCGUGUAAGAGUCUAUGUCUACAGGUACUUACCAUGAAAAGUAUGGAUCAUCAUCAUGAUCUCCAAGAAAGUCGUAUCGACGACUAGAUCUAGUGUGAACACCGCACUAUACACUGGCUGUGGCAAUUGAGAUUUCAUCAUUAGAUUGUCCCUAAAGAACCAACCCGCCUUGCUAGACUGAGCAUCUCAUGAUCGUCAUCAGCAAGCUCCUCUAACUCUGACAGCAGCAAUGCGGGAGCAACUCUCAUUCGUGUUGUCCCUCAACACUCGAAAAGCAGACCUUCUUCCUCAUCGAACAAGGGUGGAGUUGCGGACUCUGUUGAGAUAGAAGAAACAAGUGAAAAGAAUUAAGGCUGUCGAUAAUUCAUCUUUGAGAAUGAGGUGAUUCCUGGUCAAGGUCAUCCCUGAAGCACGAGCUUCAUCAACCAAUUCGAAUAGGUUGGCAAAGGACCCAGCUCAAAGAUGACUAGGUCUAAGAGAAGAAGUCUUUUUUCGACAUUGCUGAUGUGGUUUUCCUUGUUCCAGGUCGAACGAUUUGGUUGCGAAAUUGUAGUUCAUCACAUUCUGCUUACUUUUUUUUGGAAAAGAACUCGUGAAAUUUUGAACCACUUCCUCGGUAGGUCUGUAGGUCUACAGGUACCUCACGAGCAGCUGAGGGCCCUCGCACUCCGACGACCAGUGCCUUCGUGGCAGAUGCCUGCCCAAAGCAGACAAACCCCACGCAAUUUGGCAAACACUGU